Molecule: messenger RNA, 3126 nt
Organism: Erinaceus europaeus (western European hedgehog)
Lineage: Eukaryota; Metazoa; Chordata; Mammalia; Eulipotyphla; Erinaceidae
Gene: OSGIN2
Product: oxidative stress induced growth inhibitor family member 2
Exons: 6
Coding region: 260-1912 (550 amino acids)
Source: RefSeq, a predicted model, not a curated record
UCCCCCGCCCCUCCCCCGAGAUCAUUCUCCGCAGCCUUCGGCGUCCAGCCGCCUAGGAGCGGAAGCCGCUCUGCACCGGGUCAAGCUGCUGAGCCGCAGCUGCCGAGCAGCCGCGGCCACGGCGAGGCGCGGGGCGCGGGCGUCCCGGGGACCCAGCGGUCCGGAGCGGCCGGGCAGGCGGACACCCGGAACAGGCUGCCCGGCCGGCGGAGGCAGCGGCCGUGGCGGUCGCGCUCGGGCACCCCGUGCGCGGCGCUCCAUGCCGGUGUGGUGCUGCCGCUGCUCCCUGGCUGGUCAUUUCAGAAGCUACAGUGACACUGAAACUGAAGGAGAGAUUUUUAAUUCCUUAGUGCAAUAUUUUGGUGAUAAUUUGGGGAGAAAAGUUAAAGCGAUGCCAUUAGUUGAAGAGACUUCUUUACUUGAAGAUUCAUCAGUGACUUUGCCUGUGGUUAUAAUAGGAAAUGGCCCCUCAGGAAUAUGCCUUUCAUACAUGUUAUCAGGCUACAGACCAUAUUUGUCCUCAGAAGCAAUACAUCCAAAUACAAUCUUACAUAGUAAAUUAGAAGAAUCAAGACAUCUUUCCAUUAUUGAUCAGGACUUAGAAUACUUGUCUGAAGGUCUUGAAGGUCGAUCAUCUAAUCCAGUUGCAGUACUUUUUGACACACUUCUUCAUCCAGAUGCUGACUUUGGGUAUGAUUAUCCAUCUGUUUUGCACUGGAAAUUAGAACAACGGCAUUAUAUCCCUCACUUAGUCUUUGGUAAAGGUCCACCUGGCGGAGCAUGGCAUAAUAUGGAAGGCUCUAUGUUGACAAUCAGCUUUGGAAAUUGGAUGGAGCUACCUGGACUUAAAUUUAAAGAUUGGGUGUCUAGCAAACGAAGGAACCUAAAAGGUGAUAGAGUUAUGCCGGAUGAAAUAGCUCGCUACUACAAACAUUAUGUGAAAGUGAUGGGUCUUCAGAAGAAUUUCAGAGAGAAUACUUUUAUAACUUCAGUAUCAAGACUCUACAGAGACCAAGAUGACAGUGAUAGUCAAGAGAUAGAUGUUUCAAAACAGCAUUUACAAAUAGAGAAGUCAAAAAUUAUCAAGAGGAACUGGGAAAUCAGGGGCUACCAGCGAAUAGGGGAUGGUUCCCAUGUUCCUUUCUGUCUAUUUGCUGAGAAUGUAGUUCUGGCAACUGGAACAUUAGACUCUCCUGGCCAUCUGGAAAUCGAAGGGGAAGAUUUUCCUUUUGUGUUUCAUUCAAUGCCUGAAUUUGGAGCUGCUGUAAACAAGGGAAAGUUGCGUGGCAAAGUGGAUCCAGUGUUAAUUGUAGGUUCUGGGCUGACUGCAGCUGAUGCAGUACUGUUUGCUCACAACAAUAAUAUCCCUGUGAUUCAUGUAUUUCGCAGGCGAGUAACUGAUCAGGGCUUAAUUUUUAAACAGCUUCCCAAAAAGCUGUAUCCCGAAUAUCAUAAAGUCUAUCAUAUGAUGUGUACUCAGUCAUAUGCUGGAGACUCAAAUCUUUUAUCUGAUUAUACCAGUUUUCCUGAGCACCAUGUGCUUUCCUUUAAAUCAGAUAUGAAGUGCAUUCUUCAAAGUGUCUCUGGACUGAAGAAAAUAUUUAAGCUUUCUGCAGCAGUCGUAUUGAUAGGUUCUCAUCCUAAUCUGUCUUUUCUGAAGGAGCAAGGGUGUUACCUGGGCCAUAAAUCAAGCCAGCCAAUCACAUGUAAAGGUAAUCCUGUGGAAAUUGAUGCAUUUACCUACGAGUGUGUUAAAGAAUCCAACCUUUUUGCAUUGGGUCCUUUGGUUGGAGACAAUUUUGUUCGGUUUUUAAAGGGAGGUGCACUGGGUGUUACUCAUUGUUUAGCUAUAAGACAGAAGAAAAAGCAACACUUAUUUGUCGAAAGAGGAGGAGGAGAUGGGAUUGCUUAAAGCAGCAUUACCAACUAUUUAUUUUGGGCAAUUUACCAUUAAAGAUUUUUAAUAGUGGUUUACAAGUGUACUGGCUUGAAUUUUCUGAACAUGGGUUAAUUGGAGGAAAGUUUCAAGCUAGAGCAACAUUUUUUUCCCCAAGAACUUGAUGUCCUGGUUACACUGCAGUAUAUCAAUAGUGUCACUAUCAGACAACCAAGAAUAUUUGGUGUAUUUUAGGAUUUCACUUAACUAAAAUCUUUUCUAAGACUCUUUUUUUGUGGUGAUUUAUCGCCAUUUCUUAUGUUUGAUUUCAAAAUAUGGCAGCUUUGAACAUAUAAAACCAUACUGUUAAUAGAUCAGAAAUGGCCCUCUGUCUGUUGGGUCACCUUGCUACCCAAGGGUGGGUCGAAUACAUCAUUUGCAGCUUACUCGAAAAGUGCUCACAGGCCCACAACAAACUGAGUCAGAAGCUAUAUUUUAAAGAAAUUCUCAAGGAUUCUAUGUGCCUAUUAUAAUUUGAAACACACUGGUCUAAAAGAAAAAGUGAUACAUUAGUUGGGGAAGGGGCAGAUUUAAGAGGCGUUUACUGCUCAGGUUUAUUUUAAAUGACUAUCAGUCACAUCUAAUUUAUUAUGAAUAUGGUGGUCUUUAAAAUAUGUAUUAUUGAAAUAAUAGUCAAGUUUCUAAUAAUCUAAACAAUUUAGUAAUAUUGGUUUAGAAGUCCAGAAAUUUGCCAAGAUUUUUUAAAAGGUUUAUUCUCUGCUUAACUACCAUAACACAAUUACAGUUCAAUUAAAUUGUGACUAAAACUACUUAUAUUACCUCUCUGUAUGGAGUUUGUUUCUGUCAGUUAAACUAAGUUAUUGGGCAUACUUAAAAUAAGUAUUACAAUUGGGCAUAAUGAAAUACAUGGGUAACAAAAUAUUUAUUUAAAAAGUUAUUGUUAAAACCUGUCUUUUCCAUUCCUGGAAUGAUUAUUGCUGUGACAUUUUGCUCACUGGAGAUGGCAUGACAGCUUUUCCUAUGGUUAUUGUUUUAUAUGCUGAUUGAUUGUCCUUACCUGUUUUAGACCAAUUCUAUAAUUUCUAGUGUUAGACAAAAGUUUUGAGUUCUACAUGGCAAACUGAACUUCCGAAUCUUAUUAUUCUCUACUUGGUAAUAUUUAUUUCCUCUGGAAUGUGAUCAUGGAACAUCUAAGACUACUUUUUAGAAUAAAAAAAAAUGGGCUGAAA